Peromyscus maniculatus bairdii (prairie deer mouse) is the source of this 4652-nucleotide messenger RNA. RefSeq names its product extracellular leucine rich repeat and fibronectin type III domain containing 1 (gene Elfn1). NCBI's taxonomy places the organism in Eukaryota, Metazoa, Chordata, Mammalia, Rodentia, Cricetidae. Gene Ontology annotation, molecular function: protein binding. Gene Ontology annotation, cellular component: plasma membrane. The record is from RefSeq and is a predicted model, not a curated record.
CUGUCCCUGCGGGUGGUGCUGUGACACACGCGCUUACACAGGGUCUGACUUCGGGGUCAACUUCUACAUGGCUUCGUGCGGGUGCGUGUGUGUGCACAGCCGUGACUGUACGCGCGUGCACAUCCCCGUUUCUCAUACCCACCUCCCAUCGCCAGGAAGGGUCCCAACCCCAUGACACUCGGGGACUUGGGCUCCACGGCGCAGUUCAGUGGCCUGGGGCACCGGCAGGGGAUGCCGGCAGGGCCAGGAAAAGGAGGAGAGGCUGGGUCGGCGUCCUGAGAUGUCCCUACAGCUCCAGCCAACUUCCCCUCGGGGAGCCCUGACCCCCUCCCCGGGCCACCGACGGACGUGCAACGGCCCCCGCCCCUGCUCAGGUCCCCUCCCCGUGCGGCUCCCACGUCCGACCUGCCUCGCGCUCACAAAAUGAACCACCGCCUCGCGUCGCCGCGGCCGCUGCCGCCGCGCCCGCGCCCGAGCUCGAGAGCCGGAGCCGCCCGGCCCCUUCGGCGUCGCCGGCGCCGCGGCCGCCCUGCCUGCCCGGCCGGUCCGGGGCUGCUCCGAUCGCGCGGUCCCCGGCUCUUGACGCAGUGAGCGCCGCAGCCCGGCUCCCGCAGGCUCCUCUCCGCUCCCGGCGAGAGGCCGAUCCCCAAGCCUGGCGGACUCGGGGAGGGGCGGGUAGUGCGGGCGGGGGAGGAGGUCUGUCUGGAGCCAGCCAGAGCCCCGAGGAGGAAGAGGAGGAGGAAGCAGGGGCAGCCACCGCCGCUGCCGCCGCCGCCGCCGCCGCGGCGCUCCCGGGACUUGGGCGCGCGCGCUCUGCUAGCCGGCGACCGAGCCUCCAGACCUGGGGGCCGCAGCCCCGUUCAGCAGAGAGUACUUCAGGCAGAGGAGCUGGGAGAAGCCGCCAGGACGCACAGGCCCAUGGGAAAGCAGGCCGUGGUCACCUCAGGACCGGGGAGGACGACGUGGGGUGGCGGGCAGUGAGGGAGCUGUCCUCCCUCCCAGCACUUGCGCCAUGCAGCUUGGGACAGGACACCUCGGACAGUACAGGCAGUGACCCAUCCCACCCCUAAGUCCCCUGGGGGGGCACUGCCCAGCCCUCCACCCUGUCCCCACAGGCAGAGUGUCCCGAGAUGGCUGGGCAUGGGUGGGGUGCACCAUGGGUGCUUGUGGCAGCCGCCACAUUACUGCACGCGGGCGGGCUGGCCCAAGGUGACUGCUGGCUGAUCGAGGGUGACAAGGGCUUCGUGUGGCUGGCCAUCUGCAGCCAGAACCAGCCGCCCUAUGAGGCCAUCCCCCAGCAGAUCAACAACACCAUCGUGGACCUGCGGCUUAACGAGAACCGCAUCCGCAGUGUGCAGUAUGCCUCCCUGAGCCGCUUUGGGAACCUCACAUACCUCAACCUCACCAAGAAUGAGAUAGGCUACAUCGAGGACGGGGCCUUCUCCGGCCAGUUCAACCUCCAGGUGCUGCAGCUGGGUUACAAUCGGCUGCGCAACCUUACGGAGGGCAUGCUGCGGGGCCUGAGCAAGCUUGAGUACCUGUACCUGCAAGCCAACCUCAUCGAGGUGGUGAUGGCCAGCGCCUUCUGGGAGUGUCCCAACAUCAUCAACAUAGAUCUCUCCAUGAACCGUAUCCAGCAGCUGGGCAGCGGCACCUUCGCCGGCCUGACCAAGCUCUCGGUGUGUGAAAUUUACAGCAACCCUUUCUACUGCUCCUGUGAGCUGCUGGGCUUCCUGCGCUGGCUGGCCGCCUUCACCAAUGCCACGCAGACCCACGACCGGGUACAGUGUGAGUCACCUCCAGUCUACGCCGGCUACUUCCUGCUGGGCCAGGGCCGCCAUGGCCACCAGCGUAGCAUCCUCAGCAAACUGCAGUCUGUGUGUACUGAGGACUCCUACACAGCUGAGGUGCUUGGCCCACCUCGCCCAGUGCCAGGCCGGUCCCAGCCAGGACAUUCACCACCACCACCUCCACCGGAGCCUAGCGACAUGCCCUGUGUUGAUGAUGAGUGCUUCUCUGGUGACGGCACUACGCCGCUGGUGGUCCUCACUACCCUGGCCACUCAGAUGGAGGCCCGUCCCUCCAUGAAAGUCAAGCAGCUGACCCAAAACUCGGCCACCAUCAUGGUGCAGCUGCCGAGCCCGUUCAACCGCAUGUACACGCUGGAGCAGUACAACAACAGCAAAUCGUUCACCGUGUCCAAGCUGACCCAGCCUCAGGAGGAGAUCCGCCUCACCAACCUCUACACCCUCACCAACUACACAUACUGCGUGGUCUCCACCAGCUCUGGCACCCAUCACAACCACACCUGCCUUACCAUCUGCCUGCCCAAACCGCCCAGCCCACCUGGCCCCGUGCCCAGCCCCUCCACAGCCACCCACUACAUCAUGACCAUCCUGGGCUGCCUCUUCGGCAUGGUGCUGGUUCUGGGCGCCGUCUACUACUGCCUGCGCAAGCGGAGGCGGCAAGAGGAGAAGCAUAAGAAGGCGGUGGCGGCAGCGGCUGGCAGCCUGAAAAAGACCAUCAUUGAACUUAAGUAUGGGCCUGAGAUUGAGGCGCCUGGGCUAGCCCCGCUGACCCAGGGCCCGCUGCUGGGUCCCGAGGCUGUGACUCGAAUACCCUACCUGCCAGCCACCACCAGUGAUGUGGAGCAGUACAAGCUGGUGGAGAGCAGCGAGACCCCUAAAGCCACCAAGGGGAACUACAUUGAAGUGCGCACAGGGGAGCCGCCAGAACGCAGAAGCUGCGAGCUGAGCCGGCCCGGCCAGGAAACCCAGCACUCAGUGACGGAGAUCUCCACCAUCGCCAAGGAGGUGGAUCGGGUCAACCAGAUCAUUAACAAUUGCAUCGACGCACUCAAGUCUGAGUCCACUUCCUUCCAGGGCACCAAACCCGGGGCCGCGCCUGCCGCUGAGCCGCAGCUGGUACUGCUGUCCGAGCCUCUGGCUAGCAAGCACAGCUUCCUGUCCCCUGUAUACAAAGAUGCCUUUGGCCACGGUGGCCUGCAGCGGCACCACAGCGUGGAGGCUGCGCCCGGGCCCCCCAGGGCCAGCACUUCAUCCAGCGGUUCUGCACGUAGCCCUCGCUCCUUCCGGGCUGAGGCCACCGGCACACAUAAGGCCCCAGCCACUGAGACCAAGUACAUUGAAAAAAGCUCACCUGUGCCCGAGACCAUCCUCACUGUGACACCCGCGGCCACCGUGCUGCGGGCUGAGGCCGACAAGGGUCGCCAGUAUGGCGAGCAUCGGCACUCGUACCCCGGCUCCCACCCGGCUGAGCCACCUGCUCCGCCACCACCUCCACCCACUCAUGAGGGGCUCGGGGGCCGCAAGGCGUCCAUCCUGGAGCCUCUGACCCGGCCACGACCCCGAGACCUCGUCUACUCGCAGCUGUCCCCGCAGUACCAUAACCUGAGCUAUUCCUCCAGCCCCGAGUACACCUGCAGGGCGUCCCCGAGCAUCUGGGAGCGCCUCAGACUGAGCCGUCGGAGGCACAAGGAUGACGCAGAGUUCAUGGCGGCUGGCCACGCCCUGCGCAAGAAGGUCCAGUUUGCCAAAGAUGAGGACCUGCAUGACAUCCUAGACUACUGGAAAGGUGUGUCCGCCCAGCACAAGUCCUGAAUCUCCCUCCAUCCCUCGGCAGGGCCCAAGGCAACCCGGCCCUGUCCUCUCCGAAACUCGUGAUGCUCAGUGGACCAAAAAGGAUAGACCAUCCGCAGCAGCCAGCCCUGACUGAGACUCAACACUAAGCCCAACAUACGUGCACAAAACAAGGGGCUGCGGGGCUCAGCGCCUGGCCUGCAGGGACAGCAUGAGGAGGCCGCAGGUGGCCGGGACAGUAGAUAGACUAACUUUCAUGUAAACUGUACUGUGCCUGCUGCCUGGUGCAAGCAAGCAAGCAAGCCACACACACACACACACACACACACAUGCACACGCACACGCACAGGCACACACAAAUACACCCACACACAUUACACACAGCACAAGCAUGCACACAUGCACAAACACACACACACACACGCAUGCAUACACUCACACACAUGCACAUGCAUAUACAUGCACACACACACACACACACACACACACACACACACACACACGGGACUUCGGAAAACUGUGUCUUACGGGUGGGGGUGGGGGAGGGGGGAUUUUUUCCAUUAUCUUUCCUGUUUUGAGUCUUCUCUUCCUUUUCUCUCUUUCUUCUCUCUUUCCUCUUUCCUUUCUUCCUUUUUAAAAAAAUAUAUAUAUAAAAGUGAAAUUCUUUAAAAAAAAAAAAAAAGACCUAAAUCACCUAUCAUGGGGAGGGGGCGUGACCAAGUGUGGCCAGCUUCAUGGCACGCCCUAAAUAAGAUCUCCCAGUCUGCGGAGUGCAGAGGGGUGGAGCUGAGACCGAUGGACCUCCUGACUCUGGCAGUCUCCUGAGGCUGUGGGACCCCAGCAGGGGGACGGAGACUGUGCCUGGGGGCAGGACAGGGUGGUAAGAGGGGUGCAGGCUGGGAAGCAUUGUGAGGUCCCUCCCACCCCAGUCCCAUCUCCAUUGUACACUGUAGCUAUUGUAUUGUACAGAAAAAAAAAUCUAUAUUUGCAAAGUUUGCUGUAAAAUGAGAGAGAAAAAAGACUAUGUCUACUAAAAAAAAACUGCAAAGGAAA